Messenger RNA from Ambispora leptoticha, 1035 nucleotides. NCBI's taxonomy places the organism in Eukaryota, Fungi, Glomeromycota, Glomeromycetes, Archaeosporales, Ambisporaceae. The record is from the annotation of a GenBank genome assembly.
AUGAACAAAACUGUGUCCAAAGAGUUCGAAAUUAUAGUAAUAGGGGGAGGACAUGCCGGCAUUGAAGCCUCCUUAAUUACUGCUCGCUUAGGCCACAAAGCCGCCUUAAUUACUCUGGAUAAAAAUAAAAUUGGUGCUAUGAACUGUAAUCCCUCAGUGGGAGGAGUAGCCAAAGGAGUAGUGGUGCGAGAAAUUGAUGCACUGGGGGGAGAAAUGGGUAAGGCAGCUGAUGCUACUGCUCUUCAAUUUAAAUUACUAAAUACCUCUAAUGGUCCGGCAGUGCAAGCACUCCGAGUUCAAUCCGACAAAAUUGCUUAUUCUCGCUACAUGCAAAAGGCAGUAAGUGAACAAAGCAAUUUAAUAGUUAUUGAGGGGGCUGUUAAAAACCUGUUAAUUGCGGAAGGAAAAAUUAGUGGGGUGGAAUUAAAUAAUGGGAAAAUCCUUUCAUCCAAAAUGGUAAUUUUGACUACUGGUACUUAUUUACAACCCAUUACCUAUCAGGGUAAAGAAAGCAAAAUUGAAGGACCGGAUGGUGAAAAAAAGGUGGUUAAUAAUAUUUCCCAUCAGUUGAAAGGAUUAGGAUUUAAGUUAAAACGUUUUAAAACUGGCACUAGCCCCCGCAUUUUAACUAAUACGAUUGAUUUUUCUGGUUUGAAAGUGGAACCAGGAACUAAUUUGCCCUUGAAAUUUUCUUGUUGCAGCAAAAAGACUAAUUUGUUGUCCUUUGAGAAGCAAUUGCCUUGUUACCUACUUCACACUAAUGAAAAAACGCAUCAAAUUAUUCGAAAAAAUUCCCAUCUCUCACCAAUUUUUUAUAAGCCAGACAUCGGCACGGGGCCACGUUAUUGUCCGAGUAUUGAAGACAAGAUUUACCGGUUUGCCGACAAAGAAAGACACCAAAUAUUUUUAGAACCUGAGUCUCGCGAACUAGAUACAACCUACAUUCAAGGCUUAUCGACCUCCUUGCCGGCCGAAAUUCAAGCCGGAAUUUUGAAAACUUUGCCGGGAUUAGAAAAGGCAGUGGUGAAAAAAUGA